GCGUUGCUGUGGUUUCAUCACAUUCACGUGUGUCAUGGCUGCCGUAGCACUGGUACAGGGUGCGAGUAGGGGACUUGGACUCGAAUUUUGCAGAAAUAUCUUAAUAAACAAAGCCCCAGGAGCAGUGAUCGCGACAUGCAGAAAUCCGGACACUGCUGCGGAGUUGAUGAGCUUAGUUGCGCAACACCCGGGAAAAGUGACAGUUCUGAAACUGGACGUAAGCAGAGAAGAUGACAUCCAAGACGCGGCUGAACAUGUUAAAAAGGCAUUCGGCAAAGUUGACCUGAUCAUCAACUCCUCAGCGAUGCUUCAUCCCUCUGGCAAAGGCGAGACCAGCCUGAGGGAUGUUUCUGCACAGGGAAUAAUCUCAACAUUGACAACAAACACUGUGGGACCAUUGGUGAUGGCCAAGUACUUCGCUCCACUAUUGCAGAAGGGAAGUGGUGCAUUUGGCCAGCAGCCGCCAGAGAAAGCCAAACAGCAUAGUGGGAUCAUUGUCAACAUCACCGCAAAAGUCGGAUCCAUCGGUGAUAACGGUCUUGGCGGGUGGUACAGCUACAGAAUGUCCAAAGCAGCACUUAACAUGGCCACACGUAACCUGUCCAUCGAGCUGGGGAGGAGCAGGCCCAGAGUGGUGUGCGUGUCCAUGCAUCCCGGCACAGUGAAUACCGAUUUGUCCCGCCCCUAUCACAAGAACGUGCCCAAGGACAAGCUCUUCAGCACAGGCCACUCCGUGCACUGCCUCAUGAGCAUUAUAGAUAGCCUGAAUAUUGACAAAACAGGGAAGGCCUACAACUGGGACGGUUCAGAACUGCCCUGGUGAAAAAUAACAACACUACGCACAUUCCUCGACAAAGCUUACCAACCUCAGUCAACUCAGGUUCAUCUUAUAUUUUGACCGACUGUACCCAAAAUAAUGAGUUUCCGCGUAUGGGGAUUUCCAUGAAUGAUGGUGGUAUCUUGUGUCCUGGUAUAGUGAUAUUACAUGAAUGAUGACGAUAUGUUGUGUCCUGGUAUAGUGAUAUGGUGGUAUAUUGUGUCCUAGAAGCUGGCAUGAGAAAAUAAAGAUAAGUUAGUGCUGUUGUUUUACUUAUAUUGAAAUUGAAUUAUUAUCGGUGUAAGAUUCUUGGUAAAAGAGUGACAGUAAUACAGACCCUUCCUUCAACCCCUCAAAUAGAUCAUGAAAAGUUUGGGGCUUCUUUUUGAAACAACGAAAGCAAUAAAGAGAAAUGUUAAGAGUA
Coregonus clupeaformis (lake whitefish) is the source of this 1241-nucleotide messenger RNA. RefSeq lists its product as uncharacterized. The record is from RefSeq and is a predicted model, not a curated record. NCBI's taxonomy places the organism in Eukaryota, Metazoa, Chordata, Actinopteri, Salmoniformes, Salmonidae. The coding region runs from base 35 to 823 and encodes 262 amino acids. The transcript has 3 exons.